ACCAACUGACGUUUUCAUCCUGGGCCCGGAUUCAUCAAUCUUACCAACCACGCCUCUGGUAUCUCUCGCAUUUACCGGAGCGCUACCAGAGCUGCGGCAUCUUUCAACCACGGGAUUCAUCAACGGCAUGGUAACGCUCCGGUAACUCGCACCCUAGCAACGAUUGGUUGGGCUGGAUAGCCAAUCACGUGCGACCUUUCAUAAUGUAUUUGGGCUUUCACGUGUCGUUUGCUUACUAAUGCACAGACUUCAAAAUCAAGACAUGUGUAUUGUACAGAGGUAAAUACUGCCUUAAAACAAAUAAUUAGCGUUGUAAUCCCUCAAUAAGAUGUGUUUUUUAUGAAUGAAAGCACAUUACUUGUAUAUUUAUCUUUGAAAUAAAAAUAUAAUCGCUUAUACAAUAUUCUGCACGUUUCUGUAUGUUACCUCCAUAGUUUCCGUCAUUUGGUGAGCAUUCUGUUGCAUAUGGAUAAUAAUGAUGAAGGUUCGGCGACGCUAACGCCAGAAGCGCGCCUCACUUUCAAAACAUGGCGUCAGCUGUGAAAAGAAGGCGGCCCAAUUUCUCAAACGAGGAAAUUUUAGCCCUCAUCACAGGGGUGAGGCAAAGAUGGGAAACCAUCACAGGGCCUCUGUCCUCUUGCGUCACCGCUGCAGCCAAGCAACGAGCUUGGGAAGCUGUGGUGGAGGAGGUCAACGCCGUGAGUGGAGUUGGGCGCAGCGUGGAGGAGGUUCGCAUGAAGUUCUCCGACUUCAAGCGCCACACUAAGAAGAAGUUGGGAGAAUUAAGACGUGAGGCGACUAGCACAGGUGGCGGCUCUGUCCAAACAGACACCCUCACCGAUGCUGAGGAGGCCAUGGCGCAGGUGCUGGACCCUGCAGUUGUAGCGGGUGUGGGAUCUGGUUUAGAAUCAGAUCCUCGUCCAACACCUUCUGUGUCUGCAGCUGCUGCAGACACAGAAGUGUGUAGAAUCUUCCUUUCGGAGGAUUCUAUGACACCCGCACUUCUGCAAGGCCCAUCACAGCCCCCUCCUCAC
Eriocheir sinensis (Chinese mitten crab) is the source of this 1034-nucleotide messenger RNA. Its product is annotated as myb-related transcription factor, partner of profilin-like. The record is from RefSeq and is a predicted model, not a curated record. Gene Ontology annotation, cellular component: nucleus. Lineage: Eukaryota; Metazoa; Arthropoda; Malacostraca; Decapoda; Varunidae. The annotation marks the transcript as partial. The transcript has 3 exons.